AUGAAACGUGCUGAUAUUCAAGGACUUCGAGCUAUUUCAAUUAUUUCUGUGAUUUUAUAUCAUAUUUGGCCUCUUAGUUUUCCUAAUGGAUUUUUAGGUGUUGAUGUAUUUUUUGUUAUUUCUGGAUAUUUAAUUGCUAAAUGUCUACAAAAUAUAGGAACAAAUAGUUUGAGUUUCCCUAAAUUAUUUGAGACAAUUUUGGACUUUUAUAAGAGAAGAAUACAGAGAAUUGUGCCUAUUUAUUUAGGUGUUACUUGUGCUACAGCUAGGUAUUUAUAA
Meloidogyne enterolobii is the source of this 279-nucleotide messenger RNA. The record is from the annotation of a GenBank genome assembly. NCBI's taxonomy places the organism in Eukaryota, Metazoa, Nematoda, Chromadorea, Rhabditida, Meloidogynidae.